Molecule: messenger RNA, 7311 nt
Organism: Boleophthalmus pectinirostris (great blue-spotted mudskipper)
Lineage: Eukaryota; Metazoa; Chordata; Actinopteri; Gobiiformes; Gobiidae
Gene: tbc1d25
Product: TBC1 domain family, member 25
Exons: 7
Coding region: 97-2547 (816 amino acids)
Biological process (GO): regulation of autophagosome maturation; activation of GTPase activity
Cellular component (GO): autophagosome
Molecular function (GO): GTPase activator activity
Source: RefSeq, a predicted model, not a curated record
CGCGGGGCUCUGGUGUCCGGUUAGGCCCAUGGCUGCUGUUUGUUUGUCGGUGGGAUCGAUCAGAAUGCUGCUGCUUUAGGAGGAGGAGCGCUGAAAAUGGCCGGGGAGGAUGAGCGAGGGGUCGUGCGAGUCAAAGUGAAGAAGUGUGACGGAGCGUUCCCGUUGGAGCUGCGUUCUUUCGCCGUGGAUCCUCAGAUCACCUCUCUGGAGGUUCUGCAGCACAUCCUCAUCAGAGCCUUCGACCUGAACGGGAAGCAUAACUUUGGCAUCAGUUACUUGUCUCGUGACCACGGCGCCGCUGAGGUUUACCUGUCGCUCUCCUCAGACUGGGACCUGGACGUGGCGUUCGUCAGCGCCGCCAAACCGUAUCUGCAGCUCAAGAUGGACGUCAAACCCGCAGAGGACAGUCCGGUGAUGGAGGACUGGGACAUCAUCAGCCCCAAAGACGUGAUGACCUCGGAGCAGCUGUUCGCCGACCGGACUCGCUCUCUGGCGUCUGCAGCUCUGCCCUUCACUCAGUCUCUGCUCUCACAGGUGGGUCGGACGCUGAGCCGGGUGCAGCAGGCCUUCAGCUGGUCCUACGGCGAGGAGAUCAAACCCUUUAAACCUCCUCUGAGCGACGCCGAGUUCCACUGGUACCUGAACAGCCAGGGCCAACUCAGCAAACCAGAAGAACUCCGACUGCGCAUCUACCACGGAGGAGUGGAGCCGUCACUGCGCAAGGUGGUGUGGAGGUACCUUCUGAACGUGUACCCCGACGGUCUGAGCGGUCAGGAGAGGAUGGACUACAUGAAGAGGAAGACCAGAGAGUACCACGAGCUGAAGAGCCAGUGCAGCUCCAGAGUGAGCCCCGAGGAGCUGGACUUCAUCAGGGGGAACGUGCUCAAAGACGUCCUGAGAACGGACCGGGCCCACGCCUACUACGCCGGCUCAGAGGACAGCCCCCACCUCAGCGCCCUCGCCAACCUGCUCACCACCUUCGCCAUCACGCACCCGCAGAUUUCCUACUGCCAGGGCAUGAGCGACAUCGCCUCGCCCAUCCUCGCCGUCAUGGACAACGAAGCUCACGCCUUCAUCUGCUUCUGUGGCAUCAUGAAGCGUCUGGAGGGAAACUUCCGCCCCGACGGGCAGCUCAUGUCCGUCAAGUUCCAGCACCUGAAGCUCCUGCUCCAGUACUCAGACCCUGAAUUCUACUCGUACCUGGUCUCCCGCGGGGCUGACGAUCUCUUCUUCUGCUACCGCUGGCUGCUGUUGGAGCUCAAGAGGGAGUUUGCCUUCGACGACGCCCUGAGGAUGCUGGAGAUCACCUGGAGCUCGCUGCCCCCCGACCCUCCAGAGACCGAGGUGGAGCUGUACGGGCCUCCCCUGGAGACGGACACGGCGCUGAACCUCACCAAGAGCGGAGUGAUCCUGGAGGACGAGUGCGGCCACGACAACCAGAAGGAGAGACAGCGCAGGAGACACAUGCUCAGACCCUCACGAGAAGAAACGACGCCCCCUUUGGUCACGGAGGAGCCGGAGCGGACGGGCGAGAACAGCGGCGCGAUAACCGCUCCGUCGGGACGCAAGAGCAGCUUUGGCGAGUUUAAGUACUACUCGGCGCGUAGCGAGGAAUGCUUCGACAUGGACGGCGUGGAGCUGCCUCAGGAGAACCACGAACACCAGUCCAGCGCGUGCAGCCGCCAGUCCACGGUGGAGAGCGAAGACGACCCCGGAGAGAAAACGCCGCUCAUCAAAACCACGGACGUCCCAGAUGAUUCGGCCGAGGUCAGAGACUCUAACAAAGACGACACGCUCAGAACUGUGGGGAGCGGCGGCGGCGGCGGCGGCGGCGGGACCAGCGCGGGCAUCAGAUCGACCUCCCCGUCACGCCCGCGCUCCCUCCUCUCCUCGCCGAUUCUCUCGUUCGGUAAAGGACACUUCGGUUGCCCGUCCAAACCGACCACGUUGUCAUCGCCCGGGAGCAAACCACAAACUGCCCCAGCCCCGAAAGUCGAGAGCCUGUGCGUGAAACCGUGCUCGCUUCCUCCGCCGCAGGAAUUCGGGAAAGGAAACCCGUUCAUGUUGUUCCUGUGUCUGUCCAUUCUUCUGGAGCACAGGGACCACAUCAUCAAAAACAGCCUGGACUACAACGAGCUCGCCAUGCACUUCGACCGCCUGGUGCGCCGACACAACCUGGGCCGCGUGCUGCAGCGGGCCAAAGCGCUGUUCGCCGACUACCUGCAGAGCGAGGUGUGGGACUCGGAGGAGGGGGACGAGGUCAGCUCCGACUCGCCCACCUCCGCCAACGGCGCCCCCCCGUGCCCGCCCGCCGCCGUGCCCGCCCAGCCCAUCUACAGCCCGCUCACGUCGCCCCGAGCGUCAUCGCCCAACUCCACCUAUAACCUGUCCACCACCGUCCCCUCGCCGUCCAUCCUCUCUCCCGCCGCGCCCUCGCCCACCGCCCCCUCGCCCACCGCCCCCUCGCCCAACGCCCCCUCGCCCACUGCCCCUCAGGUCACCCCCUCGCCCACUGCCCCUCAGGUCACCCUCUCGCCCACUUUCUGAGAAGUUUGACUCUGUUGAACUGGACUCGCCCCCAUGAGACGAGACACACGAAAUUGAAUCGAUUAUUUGUUUUUCUAAAAGUUGAAUUGUGUAACUUUUCUGGUGGAGGCUCCGUCAAACACUUUUCUCCAUGGACGUGUUGUUGCUUUGUCUGAAAUGUUCCACAGUACGGCAUUAAACCUGUUUAUCUUCGUAGAGACCAAACCAGACACAGUUCCAGGUCAGAUCUGUGGAGAGGCGACACCGCUCACAGUCACAACGUCUGUUUUUCUAGGUGUUUUCGAGCUGUAAAACCACCUGUAAUUGAAUAAAUGUAAAGUCGAGCUGUUUAAAGUCACACUGUGGGACAUUCCAGACAGAGCAGUGACGUCUCCAUAGAAACAAUGCAGGUUUAAAUAAAAUUAUAGCCCUUGUGAUCUUUAGUCUUUUGGAAAAUGUCCUUCUAGAACCGAGAGGAACAUUUCACUUUAGAAAGAAACAAAACAAAACAAGGACUAAAGUAAAGUUUUAGUAAAAGUCUAAAUACUAAAUGUUAAGAAAUCUGAGACUAAAGGGUCCAGAUCAGAACUGGACCAGGCCUAAACCAGAACAGAACCAGCAGACGCAGUUCCAGGUCAGAUCUGUGGAGAGGCGACUCUGCUUACAGCCAGAAUGUCUGUUUUUCUAGGUGUUUUUGAGUUAUAAAACCACCUGUAAAUUAAUAAAUGUAAAGUCGAGCUGUUUAAAGUCACACUGUGGGACAUUUCGGACAGAGCAGUGACAUCUCUAUAGAAAAAAGCAGGUGUCGGACCCCCAACCAGAAAGUUACACAGUGCAGCUUUAAAGAUUUUAUUGUCAAAUGUUUUGAAGUGAAGACAUUUCUCCGCUCAUCAGAACUUAAGAUUCCAAAGCGUUUUUACUUGAAGCUUUCACAGAAUCAAAGCUGUACUAUGUAACUUUUAGGUUUUCGGGGUCUGUUGUCUCUAUGGAUACGUCAUUGCUCCGCCUGGAAUAAUCCACAGUGUGACAUUAAACAGCUCGACUUUACAUUUAUUCAAUUACAGGUGGAUUUAUGUCUCAAAAAUCCCUCGAAAAACAGACACUGUGACUGUGACGGAGUCGCCUCUCCACAGAUCUGACCUGGACUCAGUCUGGUGUGGUCUCCAUGGAGAUAGAAAGGUUUAAUGCCAUACUGUGGAACAUUCCAGUCAAAGCAGCAUCAUCUCCAUGGAGAAAAGCGUUUGACGGAACCUCCACCAGAAAAGUUACACAGUGCAGCUUUAAACGACCCUUGGCUCUGGAGUCGUCGUGGCGACCGAGGGUCACAUCACACAGACGAUUUUUCGAGAGGUUUGUUUUAGUUUUUCACUGAUGAAAAAUGUUUUACGAUUUUGUCGUUUAUUUGAAGUUUUGCCUUUUGUUUAUUUUCACGAACAAAAUCAGAAUUAAGACGAGAAAGAAAAACAAGAAAACAGAAAAUCCUCGAGAGCCUUUGAUACUGACGCUCUGCAGCGACGUCACAUCAGGGGGGUUCUACAUGUAUGUGUAUCGGCGGAAUGUUCAGCAGUUACCAUGGAGACACAAUGCACACACUAGUAAACGUGGCCAAUGUAAUAGUCCAAUAAGAUUCAUUUGGUCUUCUGAUAUUCUAUGUUAUCAGGUUCUUUUUUUCAGACCUGGAGUGUUAUUUCAUACCUGACAGUUUGGACUGUUCACUGCAGGUGGCGCUGUCGUCCUGCCUCCACCGGUAGGAAGACGAUGCCAAAACCUGUUUAAAUUAGCCGACCAGACACGUCACAGCAACAUCACGUGACUCUGAGGAAGACCAAACUGUCAGGGAUGAAAUAACACUCCAGGUCUGAAAAAAAGAACCUAAUAACAUCGUGGCCAAUGUAAGUUUUAAGAUUGUCUGAAAGCAAAAAUACAAAGUGGAUUCAAAGAGCACAUUUCAUUUCCCUGUGGUCAGUGAGAGAGUUCAGUCGUGUUCAGGAGAUUUUCAACAAAAAAGUGAAACUCACUCAAAAACUGUGUGGCUGUAAUCUUAAGGCCUGUUCAUAUUCAGAAGAACAGAAAAACAAAGUUUGUUGGGGCUCUGACAUUUCAUACUUCAAAAGUUGUCCUGGUUCCAUAUUUGGGAAUUAUGGGAAUCUUUCUGAAAUUUUCUGUCAAAGAUCAAUGUAAUUAAUUGGAUAAACUGUCUGUCGCUCCCAUGUUGAAAUACGACGACGUCAUCACAUUCUAGAGUCUGAAAACCUCCAGCAGGACUCGUGUUGUUGUUGAUGUUUCUCUGUGUUUGAUGAAGAGUCCAGUCGCUGCAGGAGGUUUAUAUCGAGGGGAUUUCUUUUCGUCAUCCAGCCUUUUUUUUUUUUUUUGGUGACUCGCCUUUUGUCUUUCGCAAACUUGUCACAGAGUUUACUCCAGACUUUUCUACACUGAUUUUCAUCCGAACCUAAAAUGUCGUCAAUUUCCCUCCUUGAGUUUCUUCCAUUUGUCUCGUCGUGUCGUACAGAUGUUUGUAUUUUCUCACCGUUUCCUCCAGCUGUCACUCAAAACCAUCUUUUAAAAAAAAAUCUUGCUCUGCACCGGCGAGGAGCAGAUAAACCACGCCCACAUAAACAACCAAUCAGAGUGAAGAUGUGGGACAGAGCUGCAGAACUUCUGAACAAAGCACUGGUCAGAUGAGGCGUCGAGAACAAACCACAAGAACAAGAUCUGCCCAAGAGGAGCUGCACCAACAAAACGUCAAAGUUCUUAUGAAUUAUGAACAGGCCUUUAUUUGAGAGGUUCUUGUUUAACAGCACAAUGUCCACCUGCCGUCCGUUAAUGCCGCGUAACGCACAAGUAGUUCCGGUAACAGCCACAUCACUGUUCUGUAUCACUGCUCUGAGGCUGUCACCACGACAACACCAACAUCGAACUAACAUCAUUUAACACACUGAAAUACUCGAUGUUUUGGACGUUUACAGACACAGAAGAGGCUUUUCACCGUCACAGGAGACACAUUUCAGUUUGUCGCCGUGGUAACAGAGCAUUAAACAACCUGGAGCUGUGCGUUUUGCAGUUUUAACGCUCGUCACGGAGGAACUCGAGGACUCUGUGAUAAAACUGCAGAACGCACGGCUCCUCGUGAUUAAAUCCUCUCAGAUCCUCUCACCUGUCGGAGUUCAGAUCAGUCGGCUCUUUCUGGUCAGAUUCUGUUCAAAUAAACGUCAAAUUAAAGUCUAACAGAGCAUCAGACACAGCGGUGCUUUCUGUUAGCGUCACAUCCCCGGGGAACGUCGGCGACAUCGGCUGCAGAGUGUCAGUAUCUCCAAAUCCUGGGUUGCCGUAGUAACAAAUACAAACCUGGUCAGACUGCGGGUUAUUUCUCUCACGGAACGACUUGAGGUUUAAACUGGAGACGGAGCGAGUUUGAGAUUUCAGGAUUUCAGGAUCAGACUCGACUCGGAAAACUCCACAGUCACUCUUUAAAUAAACCGAUAAUAAACAAAAAACACCGAAAAUAAUCCAACAUUUUUCUCACAUUUGUAAAAGCCAAAACAUCUGAACAGAAUUCAAUCAACAAAUCAUAAAAACAUAAUAAACAUUUAAAUGUAAAAUUAUUAUUCCUUUGUAAAUCUAUGAAAGAAUUUUAGAAUUUAAUAUAAUAAUUCUAUAAAGUUAAUUUAAUAUAAUUCCAGAGGACGACGGGUUUGCAGACGUUUGUUUUUCAUUUCUCUGUAUUUACUGGACUUUUCCACACGAAACACAAACUGGCACAAAGUUCAACAUCAGCACAAAUAAAACAGGAAACUUGAAUUCUCAUUUUAUUUAGUUUAUUUAUUUUAUUUAUUUUAAAGCCAGUAUGAUGCAAAUUUUGAACUCUGCUCUGCUGUCGUUUCCUGGACUCGUGUUUUGUUUCAUUCACAUGUUUAACUCACAAACCUGCACAUUUAACACAAGAAAACGCUUUGUUCCACCUUGUGAUGUCAUCGUGUGGUGAUACAGGAAGUGCUCCACUGUGUUUUUAAACUCCACACACCUUCACUAGAAUCACCUGGAUCAUUUCAGUCGUGGAGUCGCAGAAUCUCGACUGAACUAAAAGGGAAAAGGAAACUACCACUUCAUGACAUCACAAGGUGGAACUGGUUUAGACCUGGUUUAGACCUGGUUUAGACCUGAUAUUGUCCUGAUUUAGACCUGGUCUAACUACGACUUUGUGACAUCACAAGGUGGAACAGAGAGUUUGGAGUUUUGCAGAUGAAACAGACGAAUAAUAAAGUUUUAGUCAAACAUGUGAAUGAAACAAACACAAGUCCAGAUCUGUUUUUGAGGAGGAAAUAUUAAAACAUUAGAACCUGGUUUAAAGUUCAGUCAGGUUUAAGAAGCUGUAAAGAAAAAGAAAGAAACUGCACAUUUUUUUUAUCCUGCAGAUUCACAGACGCUUCUUUUUCCUCCGUCCCAAAAAUCACACACUUCAGUCUGAUGAUGUCACAAAGUGAACCUGAGCUGCUCCUCUGUCCCGGCACAAACCGAUGAUGUAACAAAGUCCAAAGCCAGAAAGAAAAAGUAAAUGUGUUAAAAUGGUUCUUUUCUUUUCACUUUUCACUCUUCACCUUCUGCCUUCGACCGGCUUCUUAAGUGCAAUUAUGUUUGUGUCUGUUCAGAAUCUGUUUUUCAUGACAAUUCAUAUUUGAGCCUCUUUAAACUGGAAAAAGGUCUGGAUUUCAUUCUUCUAUAAUCUGUCCAUGACAUGCUGUUUGCAGAUAACCUACGUAAUAAAUAAAGACAACAACCUUUUCAGUA